Molecule: messenger RNA, 1955 nt
Organism: Trichoderma atroviride IMI 206040
Lineage: Eukaryota; Fungi; Ascomycota; Sordariomycetes; Hypocreales; Hypocreaceae
Source: RefSeq, a predicted model, not a curated record
AAAAGAAAUGAAUGAUCGUAACAAGGCACUGUCACAUCUUCAAAUACCAGGCUUAGGACUUCCUUUACGGUAUAUGCCGCCCAGUGACCAGAGAUUUCCAGUCUUGAUAGGAGCUGAAGGCUACGACUGGAAAGCUGCAACACUUCUGAUCCGAGAAGUUUGCAUGUUGAAGUUUGUGGAGGAAAUAACAAACAAAGCUCAGUGGUGGGAAAAGGUUUUUGAUUCUCAGAUUGCCGAAAAAUGGAAACAAGAGGCGCUGCAAAUGAAUUGGAAAGAAUAUCGAGAUUACGCAGAUUUCACUCCCGCCAUGGCUGACGCCUGCAUCAACGAAUUGCGCAUCAAAGCGGAUUUGUUUACAAAAACUGGACUGAUUCCCAUCUUCGACUAUUCUUCUUGUGUCAUCAAAUCCGAUAGCCUCGUCCCCGACAGCUUACGAAAUGCUCUUCGCUCGGAAGCUGCAAAGCUUGAAAACGUUCCUGAUGAAGAAAGAGACUGGCAUCCGGGAACCACCCGUAAGGUUCUCGAUCUAGUACACCCCUCUCUAUGGCCCUUCAUCUAUGGCCGUACUCCCGUGCUACUUGACAAAAGGAUUAAUCUUACGAACGCUUUGAGCUAUUGUGGGGUUGGAACUAUUCUACCGGCUCCAAGACCAAUCGAAAUAGCCAAUCCUGAGCAGUCUAUGUAUUCAAGGCGUUAUGAGCUAUCCAUGCCUUCUCUUUCAGGCAGAUUUCAAUGGCUGCCAUGCGAAGUUGUUCUUGAUGGCCAGUCUGCCAAAAUCGACAGCUAUAUCAACAACUUGCAUCCAGUGGACCAUGCAAGUCUGUACCCCAUCAUUGAACGCUUCAUUGAGAAGUCAUUACCAGCAUGGGAUGUCGUAUACCGAUGGCCUAAAGAGUUUGAAACCCAGCGCUUGAAAACAAAAGAGGCACGCGAAGAGUGUACAACUCCUGAAAUUUGUCAGCAAUAUUACAAUUGCAAUCCGUGGAAUCGUCCACUUGACGAAGGCGAGCCACGGCGCGAUGAUACUGAAGCUUAUACUGGAGAGUAUCGGGACACUGAACGUUUCAAGCGCGAUAUGGAGUGGAUGAGUGAAACGCACAAGCUCAAUCUGCCAGAACCCGAGCCUAGCGACGAUGGCCAUGUUCGGUUGAAGGCAUCUGAUGUCAAAUCCAGCGAUUUCUUCAACGGAGCAUCUCGAAUCCAAGUCAUUGUCAAGUUGGCUAAUGUUCAUCUCAAUCCCGAAGACCCUGAUUAUAAAUUUGAAUUUGAAGGUGGAUCGUGGCAUACAGAGGGAAUGCUAAAUGAGCGUAUCUGCGCAACCGCGCUUUUCUACUACGACUCUGAAAACAUCACCGACUGUCAUCUUGACUUUCGUACGCCUGCCGAUCGCGAGGAGCUUGUGGUCAAUCUCAACUACGAGCAAAGCCAACAUUUUCCAAUUGAACGCACAUUUGCUAUCCCAAAUGCCUACCGCGACACUUUGCAAAGCAUUGGCGGCGUUCUCACCACGAAUAGCCCUUCCACAGGAGAUGCCGAUACUCGCGCUGUUUUCUUUCCGAAUCUUCUGCAACAUCGUGUAUCUCCAUUUCGCCUCAAGGACCCAACAAGGCCGGGCCACCGCAAGAUUCUGGCUCUAUUCCUUGUGGAUCCGGCGAUUCCUGUCAUUUCCACAGCCAUUGUACCGCCACAGCAGCGAGAGUGGUGGUCUCGUGAAUCUGGUGCUGAGCAGGCUAUUGCUCACAGACUACCGAAUGAGCUGGCCCAUGCCAUUCUUGAAGAUUCGGGACUUCCAAUCAGCUUGAAUGAAGCCAAAAGCAUCCGGUUGGACCUAAUGGAAGAAAGAUCAGCGAAAAAAGACGAUAUGGACGAAGAGCUGCAGCGCAAUACCUGGAACUUUUGUGAACAUUGAGGACGGACAAACCAUUCUUAAAGAAGAGUUCAACUGUGCAUCUUUG